GUAACCGCGACCACUUGUAUCCGCUACUGACUGAUAAAUGCAGAGUUAUCAGGGUGCUUGCAACAUGAUCUCGUGCCGUGUUUUCGUAAAUCAUCUGUCGAUUAUUUUAGUCAUCGCUUUAAAUGCACUUCUAAUCGCAGGUGUGCAGCCUGAGCUUAAAUUAGUAAAUGUGGUAUUCAGACACGGCGAUCGAACGCCUGAUAAUAACGGUCGUGAAAUGUUUCCGAAGGAUCCAUAUAUAAAUUACUCUUUUUAUCCAACAGGUCUCGGACAGUUGACUAUAGAGGGUAAAAGACGAGAAUAUAAGUUGGGCCAAAUCUUACACUUUAGGUAUAAUAAUUUCCUGGGCAAUCUAUACAAACCAAAGCUUGUCGUAGCUCGUAGCUCAGAUUUCGAGAGGACAAAAGUGUCCCUGCAACUUGUUCUUGCUGGCUUGUUUCCGCCGAUUGGUGUCCAACGAUGGAAUUCUCGUUUAAAUUGGCAACCGAUUCCAACAUCGUACACGCCACGUGUCGAUGACAAUCUUAUCCUGGCUGACGAGUGUCCACAAUACCUUAAUGAAUACGAUCGAGUAUUGAACUUGCCUGAAGUGCAAGCAAAACUAUAUCAAUUCAGAGAUUUAAUGAGCAAUUUGACAAAGCUAACUGGCAAGAAAAUAAAUACGAUCUUCGAUUUGUAUUUUCUUUAUCAAACUUUCGUAGCAGAGUCUUCCUUAGGAUUGCCGCUUCCCGAAUGGGUGUAUAACUAUUUUCCUUAUGGUCCAUUAUUCGACGCAAUGGUGGCCAUGUACGAUAUUACUAAUUUCACUCCUUUAUUAAGAAGAUUGUUUGCUGGCCCGAUCAUUCGUGCCAUGACAGACAAUAUGAUAACCGCGCAAAAUGCGAAUUCGCCGGACACAAAGAUUUAUUUAUAUAGUGGUCACGAGACCAACAUUGCGAGUUUAUUAGAAGCUUUCGGCGUGUACGAGCCGCAUGUACCCGAAUAUUCCAGCGCAAUUAUUAUGGAAUUGCAAGAGAUCAACCAAGAAUAUUAUGUCAAGUUGCUGUAUUAUCGAGGCAUUCCGCCAACUAUCAAGGAACUGAAAAUCCCAGGUUGCGAUGUGCUCUGUCCUUUCGACAAGUAUUUGGAUCUAAUUGAAGAUCUGAUUCCGUCCGAUGACGAGAUGGUUUGCGACAAAAGGCAGACACCGGAUUUUGCCGACAUAGAAUAUCCUGCCGGUUUGCAGAGAAUUAUGUACAACUUGAUUAAGACAUCAGCAAUGGAUAGAAACACAAUUUUCAGAUUAGGUAUCAGCAACAUGAUGUCGUUCUGCAUUCUCGACAAUUAUUUGUCGAUAGCAGUAGUCAUCGGUCUAAACGCGAUUCUGAUCGCAAGUACACAGCCUGAACUGAAAUUAGUUAAUGUGCUAUUUAGACAUGGCGAUCGAACACCUGAUAAUAACGGUCUUGAAAUGUUUCCGACUGAUCCAUAUAUAAAUAAUACAUUUUUUCCGACAGGCCUCGGUCAAUUGACUAAUCAAGGCAAGAAACGCGAAUAUGAAUUGGGACAAGUCUUGCGCAGCAGAUAUAAAGACUUUCUGGGUGAUUUGUAUCUGCCGAAUUUGGUCGUGGGUCACAGUUCGGAUUAUGAUAGAACAAAAAUGUCCCUGCAACUCGUUCUCGCUGCCUUGUUUCCGCCUACGGAUGCUCGGCAACGAUGGAACGCUGAUUUAAACUGGCAACCAAUUCCGACGAGAUAUAUUUCACGUGUCGACGACAAUUUCUUCUUGUCUGACGAAUGUCCACAAUUCCUCGACGAAUACGAUCGUAUACUGAAUUUGCCCGAAAUAAAAAAGAAGAUCUCCCAAUUAAAGGACAUGAUGAGUAAGUUGACGGAAUUAACCGGUAAGAAUAUCGAGACACCUUGGGAUUUGUAUUAUUUGUAUCAUACUUUUGUAUCGGAGUCGUUCAUGAAUCUAACCCUUCCCAAAUGGGCGCACGAUUAUUUCCCUGAUGGUCCAUUGUUCGAUGGAAUUGUACUCGCAUAUAAUGUUUAUAAUUUUACUCCUUUAAUAAGAAGGAUUUUUGUUGGCCCGAUGAUUCGCGCGAUAUUGGACAAUAUGAUAGCCGAAAAAAAUUUUAAUCCAUCGGAUACGAAGAUUUAUUUGUAUAGUGGUCACGAGAGUAACAUCGCGGCGAUGUUGUACGCAUUUAAGUUGUAUAUGUCUCAAAUACCUGAAUACUCUAGCGCGGUUAUUUUAGAAUUAUUACAGCAAGACAAGCAGUAUUACAUAAAGUUUUUAUAUUAUCGGGGUAUUCCGCCGAUCAUCAACGAGCUUCAGAUCCCAGGUUGUGAAAUACUCUGUCCUUUCGACAAAUUCUCGGAUCUAAUUCGGGAUCUGAUUCCGUCCGACGAAGAAAUGGUUUGCGACAAGAGGCAGACUCCGGAUUAUGCUAACACAGAAUAUUCUGUCACGUUACAGAGCAUGAUGUAUAAUUUAAUAAAGGAAAAUCAAUUUAAUAAAGAACGAAGCAAUAACGCAAUAAAGCAUAGCGCCAAUUAGAAUGUUA
Formica exsecta is the source of this 2549-nucleotide messenger RNA. RefSeq lists its product as uncharacterized. The record is from RefSeq and is a predicted model, not a curated record. Gene Ontology annotation, molecular function: phosphatase activity. The coding region runs from base 38 to 2542 and encodes 834 amino acids. The transcript has 13 exons. Lineage: Eukaryota; Metazoa; Arthropoda; Insecta; Hymenoptera; Formicidae. Gene Ontology annotation, biological process: dephosphorylation.